Molecule: messenger RNA, 1754 nt
Organism: Aspergillus japonicus CBS 114.51
Lineage: Eukaryota; Fungi; Ascomycota; Eurotiomycetes; Eurotiales; Aspergillaceae
Product: tubulin alpha chain
Exons: 7
Coding region: 102-1457 (451 amino acids)
Biological process (GO): mitotic cell cycle; microtubule cytoskeleton organization
Cellular component (GO): microtubule; cytoplasm
Molecular function (GO): structural constituent of cytoskeleton; GTP binding
Source: RefSeq, a predicted model, not a curated record
CAUUCUUCAUCCCUCACUGUCAACUGUUCAUCUCUGCUCAUCUCUAUUGAUCUCGGAUCCCAGCCUGAUUCAUCACGGAAGAAGGCAGCCAAAUCUGCAACAUGAGAGGCGAGGUUUGCCAUAUUCACAUCGGCCAGGCAGGUAUCCAGCUGGGUAACAGUGCCUGGGAGCUAUAUCUCCUCGAACAUGGUCUCAAGGCAGACGGUCACCUAAAUCCCGAUGCCGUUGAUGAGACCAGAUCCGCGGGCUCUUUCGAAACGUUCUUCAGCGAAUCCAGCAACGGAAAAUAUGUCCCUCGCUCGAUAUUUGUCGAUCUUGAUCCAUCGCCCGUUGACGAGGUUCGCACUGGGCAAUAUCGCCAGCUGUUUCACCCUGAAACCCUGAUCAAUGGCAAGGAGGAUGCUGCUAACAACUAUGCACGUGGACACUACACCAUUGGGAAAGAAAUGGUUGAAGAAGUCGCCGACCGCGUUCGUCGUGUUGCUGAUAACUGCUCCUCGCUUCAGGGCUUUCUAGUAUUUCAUUCCUUUGGCGGCGGUACUGGCUCUGGCUUCGGUGCCUUGUUGCUGGAGCGCCUUUCGACCGAGUACGGCAAGAAAUCGAAGCUUGAGUUCGCCAUUUACCCUUCACCUCGCGUCUCAACUGCAGUUGUCGAGCCAUACAACGCGGUCCUGUCGACACAUAGCACCAUCGAGAACGCUGACUGCACUUUCUUGGUUGAUAACGAGGCUGUCUACGAGAUUUGUCGCCGCAACCUGGAUAUCCCGCGUCCCGGCUACGACCACCUCAACCGCCUCAUUGCUCAGGUAGUGAGCUCGAUUACUUCCAGUCUUCGCUUCGAGGGCGCCCUCAAUGUCGAUUUGGCCGAAUUCCAGACCAACCUGGUGCCUUUCCCUCGCAUUCACUAUCCAUUGAUCUCAUUUGCACCUGUGGUUUCGAGCAACCGCAGCUCGCACGAGAGCUUUAAAGUUCAGGAUCUGACCUUCCAGUGCAUCGAGCCCCAUAACCAAAUGGUUGUUUGCGACCCGCGGAAGGGCAAGUAUAUGGCGGUUGCUUUGUUGUACCGUGGUGAUGUUAUCCCGCGCGACUGUAACCAGGCUAUUGCCGCCGUCAAAGCCAAGAAUACAUUCCACCUGGUCGAAUGGUGCCCUACAGGGUUCAAAUUGGGCAUCAAUUUUCAGAAACCCAUGCGCGUUCCUAACAGCGAGCUCGCUCCUGUUGAUCGGUCGGUCAGCAUGCUCGCGAAUACUACUUCAAUUGCCGAAGCAUGGAGCCGCUUGGAUCAUAAGUUCGAUCUGAUGUAUGCCAAGCGCGCGUUUGUUCACUGGUACGUGGGUGAGGGUAUGGAAGAAGGUGAAUUCUCCGAAGCCCGCGAAGAUUUGGCUGCGCUGGAGAAGGACUACGAGGAGGUUGCCGGCGACAGCCUGGAAACCGAAGACCUGGACGCAGAGUACUGAGGGUUCUUCGCGUUCUGCUUUGAUUGUCUUUGCGUUCUGGUUUGCCAAAUGCUUUGUUUUCGUUUUUAGCGUGUGACACCCCCUCCUGUUUUUGUUUUCCUCAGCCCCAUCUUGACCGUUCCUGCUUUUGCCUCGUUUGGCUUCAAUUAUUUUGGCCAAGAGAGUUCAGAAGAAAAAGCUAGAGGUGCUCUGGGAUUUGUAAUGCUGGAAUGAGUUUGCGGUCCGAAUACGGCCAGGAUGGAUUGUGAAUGAAGUCUAGUAGGUCGUUGAAUAAUUUACAAGAUGCUUUUCUAAAAA